AUGCGGACUUCAACCCUCAACACAGCCUUGUGGCUGGCAUUUGCUAGUUCUUUCGGCACAGCAACACCCCAUUAUGGCGCUCAUCACAAAACCCAACUCAAGCACUGGCCUGCCGAUGCUGCCAAAGCGCUGAAUACUAUGAUUGCGCGCAAUGCGAAUCAGAGCAACUAUGCGGUGUUCGACAUGGACAACACGAGCUGGCGCUACGACAUCGAGGAGUCGCUUCUUCCCUUUCUCGAGAACCGCGGUAUCCUCAAGCGCGAAAACUUGGACCCUAGCCUAAAGCUGGUUGAUUUCAAGGAUACGGCGAAUUUCACAGAAUCGCUUUUCAGCUACUACAACCGUCUGUGCGACAUUGACACAUUUCUCUGCUAUCCGUGGGCGGCGCAAGUGUGGUCUGGCUUCACACUUCGCGAGUUAAAGGGCUACGUCGAUGAGCUAAUGGCGUACAACUCGACCAUCCCUACGAAAUACUGGGACGGCGAUGAAGUAGUUUCCAGCAGCGUCCAUACACCCCAAGUUUUUCGGGGCCAGGCGGAACUAUACAAUGCGCUCAUGGAAAAUGGCAUUUCCGUCUACAUCAUGAGUGCCUCGCAUGAGGAACUCGUACGGAUGGUGGCCAGCGAUCCAAAGUACGGAUACAACGUUCCACCCGAGAAUGUCAUUGGCGUUACCACGGUCCUCAAGAACACUACAUCAGGCGCGGUCACAAACGCACGGGAGCAGAUUACCGCAGGCACAUACAACGAAACCGCCAACCUUGACCUGGUUGUGACUCCUUACCUCUGGACCCCAGCCACCUGGUUCGCGGGUAAAUGGGCUGGUAUCCUGACCUACAUCGAUCAAUGGAAGCGCCCGAUCUUGGUCGGUGGCGAUACGCCCGGAAGCGAUACAUACAUGCAGUUUCACGGCGUAGAUGUCUCGAAGGGUGGCAUUCAUCUGUGGAUCAAUCGCAAGGAUUCGUACUUUAAGCAGCUGCAAGAAGAGAUCAAGAACACUACUCUUGCGCAGAUUGCGAACGGACGGGAGGUCACCGCAGACAAGAACUGGGUCGUGGUUAAGCCAGAGGAAAUUCUGUAA
Messenger RNA from Bipolaris zeicola 26-R-13, 1080 nucleotides. RefSeq lists its product as uncharacterized. The record is from RefSeq and is a predicted model, not a curated record. The transcript has a single exon. The coding region runs from base 1 to 1080 and encodes 359 amino acids. Lineage: Eukaryota; Fungi; Ascomycota; Dothideomycetes; Pleosporales; Pleosporaceae.